AUGAAGUGCAUCAUCGACUACGGUGCCGACCACAGCUUUUCGCUCGCCAACCUGCCGUAUGGGAGCUUCUACACGAACAACGAUGCGUCGACUCGGCGCUGCGGCGUGGCGAUUGGAGACUACAUCCUCGACCUGCAGGCUUUGGCGCUCACCAGGUACUUUCCUGCUGGCAUCCCGACCGAGGUGCUAUCCGGGCCGACUCUGAACGCAUUCAUGGCACUCGACAAACCUGCAUGGCUAGCUUUGCGUCUGCACCUCCAACAGCUGCUCUCGUCGGGCUCACCAAUCAGCGUCGACACGACGAUUGCCGAGUCGAUUCUCGCUGAGAGCGUUCACAGCAGUGGAAGCGUGGGAAGGCGGCUGUUCAUCGACAGGCUGGCAGGGAGUACGGUCAUGUGUCUGCCCUGCACCAUCGGCGACUACACCGACUUCUACACGAGCAUCGAGCACGCCACCAACUGUGGCUCGCUCAUCCGUGGGCCCACCAACGCGCUCCAGCCCAAUUGGAAGCAUCUGCCCGUCGCCUACCACGGUCGUGCAUCGUCGAUUGUCGUCUCGGGCACACCGAUCCGCCGACCGGUAGGGCAGAUUCUGGACAAGCCCCAAGAUGCACAGCCGAUCGUAGCGCCAUGUCGAAAGCUCGAUUUCGAGCUCGAGGUUGGGUUUUUUUAUGGUGGAAAGGAGACCCAGUUGGGAGAGAGGCUCUCGCCAGCAGAGGCAGCGGAUCGUGUGUUUGGCGCCGUGCUGCUCAACGACUGGUCGGCUAGAGACAUUCAGACGUGGGAGUAUGUUCCUCUUGGUCCAUUCUUGAGCAAGAACUUUGCCACGACCAUCUCGCCGUGGAUCGUGCCCAUCCAUGCGCUCGAGCCUUUUACCUGUGCAGGCUAUACACACGAUCCACCACUCCUACCGUACCUGCGCGACGCGGACAACACCAACUUCGACGUCCCCCUCACCGUCGCCAUCCGACCCGCGGAGUCCGACCACACGGCACGCUUCGAGUGCAUCUCACAGUCUUCGAUGCGUCACACGUACUACACGGUCCGGCAGAUGGUCGCACACCACUCGACCACUGGCUGCCCGCUUCGGCCGGGCGAUCUGCUGGGCACGGGGACGCUGUCUGCCCCAGGCGCAGAGGGGUACGGCUCACUGUUCGAGAAAUCGCAAGCUGGGCGACGGCCGUUUGCGUUGGCGGGUGGGGGGGUGGCGGUGGAGAGGACGUUUCUGGAGGAUGGGGAUGCAGUACAGAUGACGGGACUCAUCGAGGGGGUGGAUGGACACUCGGUCGGGUUUGGCGAGUGCGUGGGCACCGUGAUGCCGGCACUGCCGUUGUAA
Molecule: messenger RNA, 1335 nt
Organism: Sporisorium graminicola
Lineage: Eukaryota; Fungi; Basidiomycota; Ustilaginomycetes; Ustilaginales; Ustilaginaceae
Exons: 6
Coding region: 1-1335 (444 amino acids)
Biological process (GO): L-tyrosine catabolic process; homogentisate catabolic process; L-phenylalanine catabolic process
Molecular function (GO): fumarylacetoacetase activity
Source: RefSeq, a predicted model, not a curated record